Messenger RNA from Magallana angulata, 7508 nucleotides. RefSeq names its product NACHT and WD repeat domain-containing protein 2-like. Gene Ontology annotation, molecular function: protein binding. The transcript is spliced from 10 exons. NCBI's taxonomy places the organism in Eukaryota, Metazoa, Mollusca, Bivalvia, Ostreida, Ostreidae. Bases 287 to 5311 code for a protein of 1674 amino acids. The record is from RefSeq and is a predicted model, not a curated record.
AUCAACAACCCAAACAAAUCCGCAAAACGUGCCACAUCUAUUUGUAAAUACACCUCACAGUCGCGUAUAGUAUACAUGUCUUGGACUAAAUAUGUCACUCGUACAAUGUAAAUACAAAAACACAAAUCAGUGGUUUGUCGUAGGAUUUUCAUAUAUGAAGUUUCGCAGAUGAUAAGUUGAUGAGUCCUAGACUACUAUAUAUAGGCAUAUACACAUUACUGUCCUAGCUGUCAUUUGUUGUUUUUCUUCUUGAUGUGGUGGCAGUGCCAUUAAACAACAGGACACAAUGUCAAGCAAAUUAAAAGACAGUAUUCUGAAAGGAUGUUUGGAUCAUCUUCCCACCUUAAACUCAAGAGUAGUCAGGAUAUUUAUCUGUUCUACAUUUACAGAUACAAGAGAAGAAAGAAAUAUUCUGAUUGAAGAAGUUUAUCCAAAACUACAGUCUUACUGUAAGCAGAACUAUGGAUUAGAAUUUCAGGUGGUAGACAUGAGGUGGGGGGUCCCUGAGGAAGCCUCUGAUGAUCAUUCCACAUCCUCACUCUGUCUGGCUGAGGUCCUCAACUGCCAAAAGUUGUCUACUGGACCAAAUUUUGUGACAUUUUUGAACCAGCGGCAUGGAUACAGAGCCCUUCAGCAAACUAUUCCACAAAAAGAAUUUAACCAGAUGAUGGAGAUGCUGAGAUCAUUGGGGGAGGAUCUAUCAGUAUUUGAUGCCUGGUACAAAGAAGACAUCAAUGCUGUUCCCCCAGUUUUUGUCCUUCAGCAAAUAAGCAGUAUCAUACCCAGUUACAAAUCAAAGGAUGCAGAUGCAAUUAAGAAGUGGGAGAAGAUUGCCGAGGAAAUGCGAUCCAAAUUAAAACUAGCCAGUCAAAAGUGUUUUGAUGAAGGGAAAAUGACUGAAGAAGAAAAACACAAGUAUUUUAUGUCAGUGACAGAGGAGGAAAUUGAACAGGGUAUUUUAAAAUCUCCAGGAAAUCCAUUGGACCAUUGUUUAUGUUUUGUCCGGAUAAUUGAGGAUAUCCAUAACAAUCUUGGUCAUUCAAAGGUUUGGCGAUACAUUGACAUGACAGGCAAUGAAAUUAACCAGGAAUCACAGACACUACUGAACCAGCUCAGGGAGAACCGAAUUCCCAAAAUCAUCAGUAAAGAUAAAAUACAAACGUCUCUGGUGAAGUGGAGUGACAAAGAAGGAAUUAACAGGGAGGAUCACAAGAGUUACUUAGAGCGCUUUGCUAAGCAGUUCUACGAAGGAGUCAGAAGUCUGCUGGAUAAAUCCGUCUCCCUGGAGACUGAGCUCUCUAAGGAUAAUCUAUACAUAGAGACAUUACAACAUCUCACUAUGGCUAAAGAGCGAUGUUCCAUGUUUCAUGGUAGACAAGAUAUUUUGGAAAAAAUUGCUUCCUACUUGAGGGAGGGAGAACCUGAGCCCUUCACCAUCUAUGGCCCAUCGGGGAGUGGCAAAACCUCCAUCAUGGCAGAGGCUGCAAGAAAGGUGCCCUUUGUGUACCACAAAGACGCAGUGGUGAUUCUGCGGUUCCUGGGUACAUCACCUGACAGCAGCAACCUUCGCAGACUGCUUCGAAGCAUUUGCAGCCAAAUCUUGUACAACACAGUUGGAAAGGCUGAUGAUAUUCCAGAAGAGUUCGAUGAGUUAGUCAUUCUGUUUCAAGGUCUUUUAGAGGAGUACAAGUCAAAGAAACCUCUGGUCAUUAUCCUGGACUCACUCGACCAGCUCAACCAAGACCAUUCAUCCUACAAACUAAGAUGGCUGCCUAGAAAAUUGAAACCCAAUGUACGGAUUUUAUUGUCUACCUACAUUGAGACUUUAGAGAUUGUGACAAAUUUGAAAGCAUUUUUUAGCCCUAAAAGUUUCAUUGUUGUACCCAAUUUAGGAGAGGAACUGGGUUUUCAGAUUUUGAAGGUCUGGUUAGAAGGAAGUAACAGAACCUUGACUUCUGAACAAUUUGACAUAGUUCAGAAAGCUUUCCAUGCCUGCAGCCUUCCUCUGUAUGUAAAACUGGUUUUUGAAAAUAUCCUCAUGUGGAGAUCAUACACCCCAGUAGAUAGAUGUGUCCUGCAAACCACGCUGCAAGAAAGUAUCUCCACAUUGCUUGGGCAACUGGAGAAUAAGCAUGGGAAGAUGUUUGUGGAGCGAUCUUUUGCAUACCUCACUGCCUCUGCAUCAGGUCUCAGUGAACUGGAAUUUGAAGAUGUGAUGUCAAUUGAUGAUUCCCUUCUGACAGAAGUCUUCAAAUUCCAGCUGCCACCAGUGCGGAGAAUUCCCUCCCUAUUGUGGGUGAGGUUGAAGUAUGAUGUACAAAAAUACAUUGUAGAUAAAGAAAUAGAUGAGACUCGUGUAACAUUCUGGUACCACCGGCAGUUCAUUGAAGCUAGCCAGGAACGCUAUCUUAAAGAUGAAAAAUUUGCAGCAGAAAUUCAUUCAAAUCUUGCUGAUUAUUUUCUUGGAAAAUGGUUCAAUGUUUCUAAACCAUUUAGGUAUACACCAGAACAAGCAAAGAAGUAUGGAAUGUCCACACUGGACUCCUCAGCAGACAGGAAAGUUGCUGAGCAACCAAUAAAAUUCAUUUACAGAGAUAAAGAUGGGAAUCCUCAGAUCAGAUUUAACAAAAGAAAGCUGAACAAGUUGCCAUACCAUUUAGCACAGGCAAAUAGAGAGGAUGAGCUCAAUUCUGUUUGUCUGUACAACUUUCAUUUUAUUAUUGCUAAGAUCAAAGCUACAUCUGUAAUACAGGUUAUCAGUGAUUUUUAUUACACAAAAAAGGGAAAAUCCAGCAAGCCUGGUGUCUUAGAGAAAGUUCUAAAGUCUUGUCAGACCACACUCCAACAAUACCCAGAUUCCUUGGCAUUUGAGAUUUGUGGACAUAUGUUGUCUUAUCUGACGGACAAGAAACCUAGUUCAGAGAAAACCCUGGUGUCAGAGUGUCUAAAGGUGUCAGAUGAGACGAAGAAACCUACCCCUUACAUAACAUGCUACAGUGUUCCCAGUGAAGCUUUGCUGUAUAAGCUUCAAAAUCAUAAGCUGCCUUAUGGGUGUAUGAAUGUAGCAACUUCCAAGGAUGGGAAGCAUCUUGUAGCUCUGGCAGAAAAUAAUUUGGUGUUUUUCUGGGAUUUGACUGUUGGAGAACUGGAAUGUGAAUUUCAAGCUCUAAACCCAGAGGAUAGCAAGCUGAAUAUUUUGGGCUCUGAAAGUAGUAAAGAUUUGGUGUACUUUUCAUCAACCUAUCAAAAAACGAUGCAUCCUUUCAUCAUUGUGAACAUUGUGACAUCAGAGAUUAAGAGAUCAUUGAAUCUUGGGAAGAGUUACCCUGCAGUAGGAAUGGCAGAUUCUCUUAAACAUGGAUUGACAGAACAAAGGAUAUUUUGCCUACACAAAGGACAUUCUGCUGAUGUUUUCAGCAUGGAGACUGGUCAACAUGAACACAGUUUUAGUAUUUCUGCAGAUGACAUGGUCAUAUCCCCAGACAAAAAGCUGGCAGUAUUUCAUCUGAAGUCAACAACAACUUACACCAUGUACAGUGUAACCAGUUUGUCCGAGCUUCACCGCUUUGAUGUGGAUGGUCCCUCUCUGUCACUGAUCUUUUCUCCCACGACCCAUGAAGCAUUUGUUUUAUUGAAAGAAUCUGGCCAAGUCCACAUGGUAAACACUAACAAAGACGAUGGAGCUGUUGGGCAGGUUCUGAGCAAAAUCAGUGCAUCCGACGGACAAACUAUCCAAGAGGCAAAAAUGUCCACCAGCGGUAAUUACCUGAUCUUGAGGACAGAAGAGGGAUUCUUGUUAUGGAAUUACAAGUCAAACAAAGUUUUUAAACAGUUUAAAAUUCCAAACUAUAUCAAACCUGAGCACCGGGUGUUGGACAUGUUUAGCAGUCUACAGAUGGAUGACAAGACUUUUGUUGUGGGGUAUGAAGGUUAUCUUGUAGUAUGGGAUGUGGCUAAAGGAAUUCUCAAAGCAUGCUUAGAAGCCAGCAAGUCAAAAAUUAAUUUCUUAGACAUCAACAAUGCUAGAAAUCUGGCAAUUACUACAUCUAAAAGAAACAAUGCUAUUCAGAUUUGGAAUUUGGGAGCCAUGGAAAAAACAGAUUCCAAAUUUCAGCCACUGAUGAUGAAGACAAGUCCAAGGUACUUUGAUGUUUCCAAGACUGGUGAAACAGCAGUUGUAAGAGGAACUGUAGCCAAUGAUGUGGUGGUCUUGGACUUGAUAAAUGGAAGGAUUAAGGUUACCAUAUCGGAGGCCUAUGAGACGAUGCGACCAGUAAUAUCACCAGACGGAGCUUAUGCUGUGCUACGAGAAUAUGAUGGACAGAAUGUUAUUAAGAUUUGGAGUACAGAGACUGGAAAGUUGCUAAAUUCACUUCCACUGAGCAGUCUGAUGGUUAAACACUACAAAUGUUCAAAUUCUAGAGUAUUAGUCAAAAGUGAUACAGAGGGAGGCAGUAACUUUAGUUUUUGGAACAUCAAAACAGGGGAAAACCUGCACCACUUUCAUUUUAAUCAUUUAAAUAUAGGGGAAGUUAUUCUGGAAAUGACACAUUUGGAUGAUGAAAUUUUGAUUUCCAAAAACCAGAAAGGUGAUGAUGUCGGCAAUUGUGAUCUUUUGUUGGUGAAUAUACGAUCAGGUGAGGAGCUUUACUCAUUGGCUGGCAUUAAUCCUGCUAGAAUACAGCCCAUUGGAGAGAGCGGGUACUUGUUUUUAGCAGAACAAACAGAAGAUCAAGAACAUUACCUUGUCAUCAUCAACACAAAAGCAAGAAAAAUCACCAAACGAGAGAAAACAAGCCCCAUGCCUAAUUCUUUUAUUAGCUUGGACAAAGAUGGGAAUUACGGAAUUGACAGGGUACUGAAUUUGUAUGAUUUGAAUUCCUUGAAACAUGUACAUCAGUUUGAUGCUGAAGAGAGUGAAGUAAUGCUGAGAAAUAUCAAAAUCAGAGCCACAGCCCCUAAAAUGAUGCCAAAUGGUGAAUUCGCUGUGUGGCUGAAUAUUCGUGAAGGUUUAGUGAAAGUGGGAAAUGUUAAAGAGAAAGUUGUGCAGAGUGUGUUUCCAGUGCAUAGCAUUCCCAUUAGUGUGAGCGUGUCCACCAGGGGGCUGAUCAUUGUCGGGUGUGAAGAUGGGAGGAUUAUGUUACUGCAGGUGCCGGAUUAUUCUAUGGACACUAAGGACAGACUUGCUCUGUUAGCAAACAAUAUUACAGACAGAUUGGUAAAUUUCUCUAAAGAUGUUUACAAAAAUUCCGGACUUAACAAAACCAUCAAAAGACAAAACAAGGAUUCCAAAGUUUGUACCAUUACCUAGUAGGAGAUUCAUUUUGUGGAAGGGCCUUUUUCCAUUUUCAACACAUUGAAUACUAUGUAGAAAAAUAAUCUUACAUUAACUCUGUUUGAAAUUGUUGGGAUCUUGGGUAUCUGUCUUUCAUCAAACUGAGUGUAAAACAGAUUUAUGAUUCAACAUUUAUGAAUUUAUUUAGUGUAAAUUUCAUCAGAGUGAAUAUAACAUGAAAUCCACAUCAUCAACUACUCACAUAUCUAUCCACACUGCGAUUCCAUGGAACUGAUAACUGAUGCACAAUGACUAUGAAAGAAUCACCAGUUUUGUUGACUGUUGAUAUGAAGAAAAAAUGUUUAAUUAUCAAAUUGGUAUUCAUUGUUCAGACAGCUUCUAUAGUAAAAUCUUUGGUAUCUGAGACUAGAUUAUUAAAGAGGAGGAAUAUGGAAAUACCCCUUGUCUAACUAUUUAUAAAAAUGUAUGUAUUUUCAAAAUAACUUCCAUUUUACAAGUACCCAUUAUAAGUGUCUACAAGGUACAGUAAAACACGGUUAUAGCGAACACGCUUAUAAUGAAUUGACACAGCGAAGUGAUUUUCAUUCCCCAUGACUUUAUUACAUGUUGUAAACUUGACGGAUAUAACGAAUUUCGCUUAUAACGAAAUAAAAUUGCCCAUCCCUUGGACUUCAUUAUAAGUGUGUUUUACUGUACAUGCAUGUAAAUGAUGACAAAUAAACCAGAGGUACCACCUGGUUAGUUGUAGAGAAUAUAUGGAAAUUAAUGAGUAAUAUUGUCACUAGAAUAAGGACAAUGAUUUUUAUGAAUCAUAAAAUCACACAAAUUUUGAUGAGUACUGUAUUUCAGACCUCUUGCAUAUGUAUUAUAUAACAAAUUUUUGAAAAAUAUGUUCUUUGAUUAUUUAUAUAACUUGGUAACUAAACAAAUACGAUAUUAAUAAAAAUCAUACCUAUCUCUAGAUUUCAUAAGAUUUCUAUGUAAUAUAUAAAAUGAUUUAUUGAUGUCUGUGACAAAUAUUUUUUUGAUUUUUUGAUACUCAUGCACAUUGGAAACAUGUACGGUACCUCUUGAGUGCACGUGAAUGAGCGAAUAUGUUCAUGUGGUGUAUUUGUUACAAAGAAUUAUUAUAAAUACCAUGUUGUGUACUCAGAACUUUUCUGUCCAAAUUUUCUGUUUCCACCCCUUGUGCUUAAUAUUUUAUAAUUAUAUAGUUUACAACUUCAUGCCCAAAGUGCAUUCAUCCACUAUAGAAUAAAAAAGGACAGUUUUUCUGUUUUGAAAUGUUCAGCUGGUUGCUUAAUUUAGCUAGUUUUAAUACACAGCAAAAAAUACCAGGGUUCUUGCAUUGCAAACUACAUGAAAAAAUAUAUAAGUACCCAGAUGAUAAUGUUGAUAAGUAGUGCAAGUUAGGAGUCCUUAGAAUUUCUGAAUUGGUAAAAGAUGUCAGAUUUUACUGUUUAAUUUAGACCCUAGGAAUAAAUAUUCCUGUAUAGGUGAAUAAAAUUUCUAGUCAGGCUUAACAUGCUCAACAGGGGAAGGCGUAAAAGAGGAAAUUUCAUGAAUUUUGGUAAUUUAUAGAUCUUUUUUUUUCACUGAUAUAUUUUAAGUACUUAUUAAAUGAAUCUACGAAAAAGGGAUGGAAAUAGUAACCUUGGAUAUCUGUAAUAGAGUGAUAUUUACUUAGUAAAUUCAUCUUCUAAAUUGUAUAACAUUUAACCAAACUGCUUACCAUGCAGUUUUUUUGCACUCACAUAUUUAUAUUUAUGGUUGAUUGAUAUUUUAUUUACAUUUUUUGUACUUAUUAAAAAGUGAUUCACAGCAACAAAUCAUUUUCGAUCACAAAUUUAGUAACUAGUCAUUUAUACACAAAGUUUAUAUACAUGUAUUCAUUUACAUCAUAGGAACCCAUAAUUUUGUGAUAAAACAUUUUUAAUUAAAAGAAUACCUAUUUAAAUAUAUAAAGACUAAUGAAUAUAUACAUACAAAUAAGUUUUAGUUGCAUGUAGAUUUGCUAAUAAUGCUACUCUAGCUGCAAUGUUUCACUAACUGCAAGCCGUUAUAUCUGUGAUAAAUUUUAUAUUGUUAAUACUGUUUGUAUAUCUGUUGGUACUCAUUUUUGACAGCAACUCUAUAGUUAAUAUCUUACCAUAUUUCUGUAUUAUUCUAUUUAUUUAAUAUUUUUCUCUCGUCUGGUCUAAGCUACUGAUCA